UAGUUUAGUGCCAUAAUUUACUAUUCCCCCUCCAAAACAAAGUGCCACUCUGAUUCCCAACAAAAGAAAAUGAGGAGCCACUAUUCUUCAUACCGUCCACCAUCCCAUUAUUGAACGUUUGAUCCUCAAAAUCAACAUAUGAUUCACACCUUUGUUACACCGUCCACCCCUUUUACUACCACUUUCUUUCCUAUAUAUAUAAAUCACCUUUGCCUUCAUUACAUCACACAUAAUAUUCUCUUCUUUUUUGUCAUCUAAACUUAGUGAUUGCAUCAAAUAUAGUAAGUACUCACUGAUCAACAACAAUGGCAACCUACUCAAGCUGUGCUUUGAAAACCACCCCUUCUUCCUUCGUGAAACCUGUCACCACUAAACCAACAUCAUUCCUCACACCUUCACCUUCUAUAUCUUUCUCACCCUUCACCUCAUCAAACCACUCUCUCACCAAAAAUCUUAAACUGAACAAUUCUUUGCCACACUUUUGCUUGUCUUCGGUUCCCAAGAAAUCGUUUACUUGUAGAAGCCAGGCUGAGCCUGUUGACUCUGAUAAAGUCCAAGAACUUAGUGUUUAUGAGAUCAACGAACGUGACCGUGGAAGCCCUGUUUAUCUUCGAUUGAGCUAUAAAAGUGUCAAUUCCCUUGGUGAUUUAGUCCCCUUUAGCAACAAGUUGUACACAGGAGAUUUGCAAAAGCGCAUUGGCAUAACAUCUGGUAUAUGCAUUUUGAUCCAAAACAAAGCUGAAAAGAAAGGUGACAGAUAUGAAGCCAUCUUCAGCUUCUACUUUGGAGACUAUGGUCACAUAGCUGUUCAGGGACCUUACCUGACAUAUGAGGACACUUAUUUGGCUGUAACUGGUGGUUCUGGCAUUUUUGAGGGUGUUAAAGGCCAAGUGAAGCUGCAUCAGAUUGUGUAUCCGUUCAAGAUUUUGUACACAUUUUAUCUAAAGGGUAUCAAGGAUUUGCCUCAGGAGCUUAUUGUCAAGACAGUUGAGCCUAUUCCAUCUGUUGAACCUUCACCUGCUGCUAAGGCCCUUGAGCCUAAUGCUACCAUUGCUGGUUUCACUGACUAAGGGAUGAACUUUUUUUUUUUUUUUUUUUUUUAAUUUUCUAAUUUUGUUUUUGUAGUUUGGUUUAAGGUGCUGAAUAAUAAGUGGGGGGUAUGAUGGGUUUUGUAGUGGUGGAGUUUCUAUUUGAUGUAAAGUUUGACAUUAUUCGGUUAGUGGUGUUAAAAAAAAGUGUAAUGUAUAAUGAAAGGAGGUAUGUUUGCCACCUUUUGGCUUGGAAUAAAUUAUUACUGGUUAUAUACCCUUUAAAA
Cajanus cajan (pigeon pea) is the source of this 1315-nucleotide messenger RNA. RefSeq names its product allene oxide cyclase, chloroplastic. Lineage: Eukaryota; Viridiplantae; Streptophyta; Magnoliopsida; Fabales; Fabaceae. Gene Ontology annotation, molecular function: allene-oxide cyclase activity. The record is from RefSeq and is a predicted model, not a curated record. Gene Ontology annotation, biological process: jasmonic acid biosynthetic process.